AUGACCUCUCCUUCGGUCAGUCUUUCUCAGAUGGCCUCUCUCCUCGUCACUCAACCGUCGGCCAGCUCCAAUCCUGGCAGCGCGGCUCCACCAGCGAUCGGUCAUCUUCUUGCUCGCCUCGUUCAGGCCGCUCGACUGCCUCAGCCGGACUCGGUGGUCACCGCCUCGAACCAGUCGUCGUCCGGCGCCUCGACAAGCAUGGCACCGCGUGGACCGGAAGUCGCCUGCAUUUCGUCGAAACCCGCUUCAUUGCCAAACGAUCAUCUGGCGCCGGUCCCCUCCGUCGUGGGCUCCCCGACGCCGUCGACGCAGACAAAAGUGGCCGAGACCUACGCACAGGCCUGGACCGGUCGGUUGUUGCGUCAGUUUAGGGGUCUCUUCCGCCCAAUGUUGGCGCCAUGGCGUGUCGAAGAUGGGCUUUCCUCCUGCCCACUCGACGAUCCCAGACGGGAGAGGCGACUUGGCAAUCUCACAGCCCGAACAGAUGCCUUGGGAGAAAGUCAGUACGCAGAAGAUGGCCAAGAGGAGACAGCGCACGUUGGAGACGUGUAUCGAUGCCUCGCGGACAAAGAGGCGACUUCACAGCACUUAUUUCGGCAGCUUCUGAUUCGACUUGAUCAUGAAGAUGCUGAACUCAUGCGCCGACUGGCUGAUUCAGCGGCUGACCGACCCGAAGAUGGAGCGUGUAGAUUGCGCCUUCUCGAUGAGGAAUCCAUCGUUGUCAAGUGCUGCAAGACCGGGGGACUAUCGGAUGAGCUCGGUGGGUGCAACCAGUUUGUAUGA
Protopolystoma xenopodis is the source of this 783-nucleotide messenger RNA. NCBI's taxonomy places the organism in Eukaryota, Metazoa, Platyhelminthes, Monogenea, Polystomatidea, Polystomatidae. The record is from the annotation of a GenBank genome assembly.